ACGCUCUAGACUUCUACAAAAGAUUGACAAUAGCUGGCUAGAUACAUACAUUAAUUAUCCAGUUACUGGAGAGGGAUUGGCUUGGUGGUUGAUUGACUAGUGGUAAAAACUAGCUGGGGCGUGUGGCUCGUCAGGAGGGAGGGACAAUCAACACUUCAAGACCUCGCCUACUUUAGCUAACGUUACCCUACUACUGUGAUAGUUGCGUGAACAACUUCGCGAUAUCGCCAUCUCUCUCUGCUGUUUUCAGUUCCAAAGCGACACUGCUGUGUCAAACCAGCACAACAGCCCACCAUGUUCCGCAGUAGGGAUAAAAAAACGCCAGAACCGUUCCAGGAUGUUUCGCAAGGUUUGAAGAAACUUUACCGGACUAAACUCUUUCCCCUAGAGGACAGCUACCAAUUCCACGACUUCCACUCACCGGCGCUCGAGGAUGCCGACUUCGACAACAAACCCAUGGUUCUCUUGGUCGGUCAGUACUCGACCGGGAAAACUACUUUUAUUCGGCACCUGAUGGAGCAAGACUUCCCCGGUAUGAGGAUAGGGCCCGAGCCGACGACAGACUCUUUCAUAGCCGUGAUGCACGGUGACCAGGACGGGAUGAUACCUGGCAACGCCUUGGUUGUCGACCCCAAAAAACCCUUCCGCAAACUCAACGCGUUUGGGAACGCGUUCCUCAACAGGUAAAUACUCAUGCCAAGUUCCCACGCCCUAGUAGAGGAGCUUAUGCCUGUUGUAAAGUACAGUAUGCAAAUAGGCUAUACCUCAUACGGUAGGACUAACAGGCAGCAACUCAUUUCAUGACUUGAAAGAAUGAUUACUAGUUACUGAACAUACCACUAAACGUUGUUGCUUGAUUGUUGAUCACCUGAUCUGAUGAAGUGUCAGGUGACAAUCAUAACGUCAUUGACAGUGACACCUCUCUCAGCAUUCCAUAUAAUACCUCCCUCACAAGCCACUGCAUGUUGGGACUCUUUGAAACAAAACGAUCUCUACUGUUGCAUCAUUCCUCCUGUCAUUUAGCCCAAGGUGUUUACCCCUUUAUUUCAUCACCACAACAGAUUGUAGCCUCUGUUCCAUCCAUCACACACACCUGUUGUUAACCCACCUGGAAAAGUCACCUUGCCAAGUUGAGACAACCUUUUCCCCUUGGCUAUUUGAACAGUGUGUAACAGCACAGUAGUAACAGCUGGCCAACUCCCACUGAGGAUAUUUUGCCACUUAAUUGGUCUUUUGACCAAUCAGAUCAGAUAUUUUGUCACUAAUUGGGCUGCCUGUCUAAACGCAGCGGAUUAGUCAGUACUCAACAGGUCUUCUUGUGUGUUCAAAUACUAAUUGUCAUGACAAAUCAAAGCGAUUCAGCGAUCCCGACUGCUCUAUGGCGCAUUCUGACACAACAGUCAGUUGUUCUAGUCUGUUCUACGUGGCAUUAUGACAACAAUCAAUGAGAGUUUGUCUGUUCUGGGGCUUUAUGUGUGUUCUUGGUCCCGUGUAGCUCAGUUGGUAGAGUAUGGCGCUUGCAACGCCAGGGUUUUGGGUUUGAUUCCCACGGGGGGCCAGGAUGAAAAAAUGUAUGUAUGCACUCACUAACUGUAAGUUGCUCUGGAUAAGAGCGUCUGCUAAAUGACUAAAAUGUAAAUCUUUCAGACUUCAGACUAAGGCUGGGAAUUGCCAGGGACCUCACGAUAGGCGUCGGCUAAUGGGGAUCCCAAUAAAAUCAAAUAACUAAAUAAACCAUAAUAUCAAAAUACUAAGGUACGAUACGAUAUGUAGGCUAUUGCGAUUCUCCCGAUUCUAUAUGAAUUGCGAUUCAAUACUGUGAUUUUAUUGCGAUUUGAUGUUCCAAACAUAUUGCUCACCAUAUAUCUGCUGCAGAGGGACAAGAGAGCCAUGAGAAAACAAGUUUUGAUCAGUCAUGGAAAUAAGUGCUGAAAACAAAUUGGCUCCCUAUUUAAAAAAAAAAAGAAAAAGAUGGAGAACAAGCUAUGAAGGAAAAAUACUAGCGUUUUGGUGGAGGUACAGCCAACUAGUGCCAAAAUAAUAUUGUGAUAUUGUCAAAAACGAUACUAUACGAAAUCGUUAUCCCGAUAUGUAACAAUAGCGAUUAUUUUAUUUAUUUUUAUAAUUACUUUAAACACACAAUCCCUCAAGGUUGUUUUAUUGUAGUGUCCUUUGCUGAAGUAUCCACUAGAAAGAAGGCCUAUCCUCUCUGUGAGAGCUUGGCUGGCACCACAAGACACAGCACCCAAACAGAUGGUCAGAUAAACCUGGCCUUGUGUCUCUCUGUGCUGCAGACACAGUCUGAAUGGACAUGUUUUAGAGGAAGUAAUGUGCUCAACACUGAUGCUGGACUACACUGCUGCUCACCCCUGUUCUGGGGUACUACAUUACCCAGGGUGCCUCUGUACAAUUGAUUUCCGUUGGCUCAUAGCAGAGAAAGUCAAUGAGGGUCAAUUGAUAAUUAGUCUCACUUAGAGGCUAAUUGUUGAGAUGAGCAAGGCAUCACAAGGCCCAUGAGACGGGCUCUUUCACAACAAGACUGAGGACUAUCGUAACCGAGAGGGCAGCACAGACACAGAUGGUGAGAUGAUUAUAGGUCUAUAACCAUAGCGUUGUCCUUUAACUACCACAACCAGCCAUCGGCCACUCUCUGUGUGUGUGUGUGUGUUCACAAUGGGAGUAGUAAGAGUCAGCGGGAUGGGGUUCCGUUUUACUGAACUCAGCCUGUUAUUUCAGGACACUGACUGACUGACUCUGCACAUUACUGCACGGGGGCUUCCAGUAACAUCUCAAAGGGAAAUGUGUUGUAAAGUACUUAGGUGUACUUGUCUUGCACCCAAUGUCCACCACGUCCUCAAGCCUCAUAGUAUUUCUUCACUUUGGGAAGUUGUGGGGCUGCCUGAUGAGGGGUUCAGAGAGGGGUAGAGAGGCAGGGAUGGGGGUUACUGUUUGAGUAGUGUGUGGUGGAGAGAGAGAUUCUGAGGUUAGCGCAGUUGUGCUGACCCUUUUGUAGAAAAUGUUAGAUAAACGGGAAGGCUUGGACUGUCAAAUCAAAUUUUAUUUGUCACAUGCUACAUCAACAACGGGUGUAGACUAACAGUGAAAUGCUUACUUACGGGCCCUUCCCAACAAUCCCAAACACAAGGAACAAAUACACAGUGAGUGACGAUAACUUGGCUAUAUACACAGGGUACCAGUACCAAGGUAAUUGAGGUAGAUAUGUACAUGUAGGUAGAGGUAAAGUGACUAGGCAACAGGAUAGAUAAUAAACAGUAGCAGCAGUGUAUGUGAUGAGUCAAACAAUUUAGUGCGGGGGGGGGGGGGGGGGGGGGGGGGGGGGGGGGGGGGGGGGGGGGGGGUGUCAAUGCAGAUAGUCCGGGUAGCUAUUUGGUUAACUAUUUAGCAGUCUUAUGGCUGUUCAGGGUCCUGUUGGGGGUCAUGUUGGUUCAAGACUUGGUGCAUCGGUACCGCUUGCCGUGUGGUAGCAGAAAGAACAGUCUAUGACUUAGGUGGUUGGAGUCUAUAAGCGUCCGGAAUAGUGUUCCGCUCUUUGAAAGCAGCAGCUCUAGCCUUUAGCUCAGUGCAGAUGUUGCAUGGUAUCCAUGGCUUCUGGUUGGGAUAUGUACAUGUGGUCAUUGUGGGGAGACAUAUAUUCCCAUUGUAAUAUGAUACUACUCUACCACAGGAUUUUUCACCCCCCUAGUUCUUUGACUUCUUGUUUGGCCUUGAAUUGUCUAUUUUCUCCCUCUCCACUCUAUGAAACGUCUGUUGUAAAGGGUCCAGUUGUAGGCUAGAUCUACUCUCCUAUGAGUGUUUCUGUGAGAAUGUAAGCUAAGAGCUUAGUUCUGCUAGUCUUGUGAUCUAAUGCCUGUAGCGUAAUGUCCAGAAUAUGAGUUAUUUGGGAGCGGUGGGGCAGCAGAGUUCUGGGAUGAGAAGGAAAAGUGGUAAAACGUAACAAUCGUUUUUCCUGCUUGAGGAAACUGCGGUCUUCUGUUUGACCGACCUAGCCCUCUCUCUCCAGAUACAAAACAUGUUCUUUUCUCUGUGUGUGUCGUGGUUUGCUCUCAAUUAUACACUUACCCACUUGAAGUUUUAGGCUGAAAAACCAUUAUGUUUGGGAUGACUAAUGAACGAAAAUAACAUUAUGUAUUGUUUAAGCUUGGCCAGUGAGUCAAGGUUAUUCUAUGGACAAUCGAAGAAAUUAUGCAGCAUUCAACUCUCACAGAAAACAGUUUUUCCUUGUUUGAAUUGUGUUUUGUCCCACUUCCAGGCAAACCAUUCAGUUCCCAUUUCUAGCUGUGACAGGUUGACUGUAAGCUUAGUUUAGACCUACAUUAAUGCCUAGCUUUGUUUCAACAGCCUCACCUAACUGGUUGUUAAUGUCCCCCCCUGCCUAUCUCUCCCCCAUCCCUCUCUCUUUCUUUCUACCUCUUUCACUUCCACCCUCCACUCCAUCUCCUUGCAGAUUUACGUGUGCUCAGAUGUCCAACCCGGUCCUGGAGAGCAUCAGUAUCAUUGAUACCCCUGGAAUCCUGUCAGGGGAGAAACAGAGGAUAAGCAGAGGUCAGCCUCACACGCAUGCAAAAACACUUGCUUUUAUGUUUUUUCCACUGUCAUUUAUCAGAGUUAUCUCAAUAGAGGUGUCAAGCCUGGCUGUGUCAACCACUAAGUGGGUCAGAGGUAACACAGGCCAUUUAAAGCUCUCCUAAGAUGACAGAAUAGUAUAGAAUACUUCUCUUUUCUGUUGGGAAGUGCAAGUAAAGUAUGAUGUUUGGGGUCCUGGGAAGGGAAGCUGACUAGAACUGAGAUGACUGUGAAUUUCCCCGUAACCCCUACGUUGCACAUUCUUCUGAUAUUGCUCAGCCAAUAUUUUCCCUUAUUGGCUCAUUCUGCUGAUAAUAUUUGGUAAUAUCAUCUCUUAUUGGGACAUUUUUCCCACUACAAGUGAAAGGUUUAGAGAUCAAAGCAACAAGUGUAGCCUAACAGUGAAAUGCUUACUUACGGGUCCUUUUCCACCAAUGCACAGUUGAAGAUAAAGAUUUUUUUAUAGAAAUAGUGACACAAGGAAUAAAUACACAGUGAAUAACAAUACCAAAUAACAUGGCUAUAUACAGGGAGUACGAGGUAGCUAUGUACAUGUAGGUAGGGUUAAAGUGACUAGGCAACAGGGUAGAUAAUAGACAGUAGCAGCAGCGUAUGUGGUGUGUGUGUGGCGUCAGUAUGCAUGUGUGCCCAUGUUUUUGUGUGUGUUGGGGUGUCAGUAUAAGUAUGUGUGGGUAGAGUCCAAAAGGGUCAAUGCAGGUAGUCCGGUUAGCCAUUUGAUUAACUAUUUAGCAGUCUUGUUUAGCAGUCUUAUGGCUUGGGGGUAGAGGCUGUUCAGGGUCCUGUUGGUUCCAGACAUGAACAGCAUCUACCCCAAGCCAUAAGACUGCUAAACAAGACUGCUAAAGAGCUGGGCAGAGAUCCCAAGAGAGUAGAGACAAGGAAAGAAGUGAGAAAGAUGAACAGAGCUAAGAGCUAUGAGAUGAGGGGAAAGUGUGUGUCAAGGUGACCCUGUUUAGCGUUGGGGGGUGAAACGCCAUACUGGAAUACCACAUGCAUACCUCAGACCACUAUGAUUCCACAGACACACACAGGCCUGACUGUAUUGUUCAUCGGGGGUAUGACAGUGCCGGGGGCUGGUAGAGGACUGUGUGUGUGUGUGUGUGUGUUUUAGAAGCAGUUGUGGGUAGACUGGAGAGAGUGGUGCAGCGGUCAUUGUGUGGGGACAGUUGUGUUUCAAACUAUCCAUUUGAUGGAUGGAAUGUCCUCUAAAUCCCACAGGCCUCUGACUUAUCUCUCUCUCUUUUUGUCUCUCUAAAUAUUUCUCUCACUCUGUCUCUGUCUUUCUCUCUCUCUCUCUCUCUCUCUCUCUCUCUCCUGUCUUGCUUGAUAUGGAAGUGUUAUGAUUUCCUUUUUCCCUCACUCUACCGGUGAUUCUGUCUCUUUCAAUCACUUUCUGUUGCUCACAUUUGUUCUCUCACUCACUCUUUCCACUGGCCCCUCCCCUCCACCCCCCUGACUCACACACACACACACACACACACACACUACAACACACAUGCACAAAGCCUCCCCCUGGAAUGCAUGUGCAGCAGAUCUGGUACUGUUUGGUGUGGCCAGCUGCGUAGAUUAGCUUUUUAGACUGACUGACUGCAUUCUUCUCUGAUCAGAUGACGGGCCCUAAUGAAAACCAUAAUUCCCCCUCUCCAUUACUUUUUCUUUCCUUUUCUGUCUUUUUUAAAGAGCCUUGGAUCGCCGUGCCAGAACUCCCCAGGCUUCUGUUCAGAAAUGGAAAAGGCCUCUCUGUUCCUAUUUCUUUUCAGCCUCAUCUGUUUUUUUUGUGUGUUUUUUUAACUUAUUUUUAAGGUUAAAUAGGAUGGAACUAAAUACGUUUGAAUAUUUGGACAGUAUCAGAGACAUUUUGAAACAUGCUGCAUAGGGUCUAUAGUUUCAGUAUGUAGGUCAGUAGUGUUGUCAAUUAUAGGAUCAAUAGGCACUACAAAGCCUAUUCCCCCUCAGGAGACUGAAAAGAUUUGGCAUGGGUCCUCAGAUCCUCAAAAAAUUCUACAGCUGCACCAUCGAGAGCAUCCUGACUGGUUGCAUCACCGCCUGGUAUGGCAACUGCUUGGCCUCCGACCGCAAGGCACUACAGAGGGUAGUGCGUACGGCCCAGUACAUCACUGGGGCCAAGCUUCCUGCCAUCCAGGACCUCUAUACCAGGCGGUGUCAGAGGAAGGCCCUCAAAAUUGUCAAAGACUCCAGCCACCCUAGUCAUAGACUGUUCUCUCUGCUACCGCACGGCAAGCGGUACCGGAGUGCCAAGUCUAGGUCCAAAAGACUUCUCAACAGCUUCUACCCCCAAGCCAUAAGACUCCUGAACAGCUAAUCAUGGCUACCUGGACUAUUUGCACUGCCCCCCCCCCACCCCCACCCCCCACCCCAUCUUUUUACGCUGCUGCUACUCUGUUAAUUAUUUCUGCAUAGUCACUUUAACUCUACCCACAUGUACAUAUUACUUCAACUACCUCAACUAGCCGGUGCCCCCGCACAUUGACUCUGCACCGGUACCCCCCUGUAUAUAUAGCCUCCCUACUGUUAUUUUAUUUUACUUCUGCUCUUUUUUUCUCAACACUUUUUUUGUUGCUUUAUUUUUACUUUUUUUGUUAAAAAUAAAUGCACUGUUGGUUAAGGGCUGUAAGUAAGCAUUUCACUGUAAUGUCUGCACCUGUUGUAUUCGGCGCAUGUGAUCAAUAAAAUUUGAUUUGAUUUGUUAGUGUGAAACCCACAGAAUACACCACAACCCUCAACUCAAUACUCCCUUUUCCUCUUCAGUUUGUCAGUCCGCCAUCUCAUCUUUCUCCCCACAAUCUCAUUUGGGGUUCCUCCUCAACAUAAGUGUUGUUGAUAGACACAGUCCAGACUGGUGUGUGUGUGUGUGUGACUCCACCGUAACCCCCCUCCCCUUGUCGUUCUCCAGGGUAUGACUUUGCAGCGGUACUGGAGUGGUUCGCGGAACGUGUGGACCGCAUUAUCCUCCUGUUUGAUGCCCACAAGCUGGACAUCUCAGACGAGUUCUCUGAGGUGAUCUGCGCCCUGAAAAACCACGAGGACAAGAUGCGCGUGGUGCUGAACAAGGCUGACCAGAUCAACACGCAGCAGCUGAUGAGAGUCUACGGCGCCCUCAUGUGGUCGCUGGGGAAGAUCAUCAACACCCCCGAGGUGACUCAUUAUUUCAUUUUCUUCGACAAAGGUGCGUCCGAAAUCACACCCUAUUCCCUAUGGCAUAUAUAUACAGUGCUGCCAAGAGUGUGCAAAGCUGUCAUCAAGGCAAAGGGGUGGCUAUUUGAAGAAUCUCAAAUAUAAAAUAUAUUUUGAUUUGUUUAACACUUUUUUGUUUACUACAUGAUUCCAUAUGUGUUAUUUCAUAGUUUUGAUGUCUUCACUAUUAUUCUACAAUGUAAAAAAAUUGUCAAAAUAAAGAAACCCUUGAAUGAGUAGGUGUGUCCACAUUUUUGACUGGUAGUGUAUGUAUGUGUGUGUGUAUUGUGGUCCUCAGGUGGUGAGGGUGUACAUCGGGUCGUUCUGGGCCCAGCCUCUCCUGAUCCCUGACAAUAGGAAGCUGUUUGAGGCUGAGGAACAGGACUUGUUCCAGGACAUCCAGGGGCUUCCCCGGAACGCAGCGAUACGGAAACUCAACGACCUCAUCAAGAGGGCACGGCUGGCUAAGGUGAAACAUGGGGACGGGUAGGGGGAGGGUUCCCCAGAUGGGUGUAGGGAAGGUAUGAGGGGACUUUAGCAGAGAGGAACAGAGUUAAAGUUAGUAGUAUUUUGUUGUGGGUCAACAGGUAGUUUCUAAAGGAUGUUUGAACCCUUGUACAUGUCAAUGCCUACAUCAUCAGCUGGUUUAUUAUGGCAGAAUAUCAGUCUGGGUCAAUAGCUUCUUUCUAUAGGUUGUGUGAACUUUGAACCCUUGUCCAGGUCCAUGCCUACAUCAUCAGCUCUCUGAAGAAGGAGAUGCCCAGUAUGUUUGGGAAGGAGAACAAGAAGAAGGAACUGAUUGCCAACCUGGGAGAGACGUACCUGAAGAUAGAGAGGGAACAUCAGAUCUCCCCCGGAGACUUCCCUAAACUCAAGAAGAUGCAGGUGAGAUGGAGCCUAUUGAUGGAAUAGUUUCCGUACAGAUGUCCACACCAGAGGUUAAUCAGUGUGACUUUACAAACUGAAGUGUUAUCCCAUCCUCUGUAUUAUGUUGUAGAAGAAAUGAAGACCAUCCAAUGAUGAACAUAAUCUUUGUUAAUGACCUCAGACCUUUAACAUAGUAUUCAUCUCCCCUCGCCUUCGUCUCUGUAGGAGCUCCUGGCUGGCCACGACUUCUCUAAGUUCUCUACCAUGAAGCCCAAGCUGCUAGAGGCUGUGGAGGACAUGUUGGCCAACGACAUCGCCCGCCUCAUGACCCUGGUCCGCCAGGAGGAAGCCGCCAUGCCCAGCCAAGUUGUCCACGGAGGCGCCUUCGAGGGCACCAUGUCUGGCCCCUUCGGCCACGGCUAUGGAGAGGGCGCCGGGGAAGGCAUCGACGAGCUGGAGUGGGUGGUGGGCCGGGACAAACCCUCGUACGAUGAGAUCUUCUACACGCUGUCGCCGAUCAACGGUAAAGUGUCGGGCGCGGCAGCCAAGAAGGAGAUGGUGAAGUCCAAGCUGCCCAACACGGUCCUGGGCAAGAUCUGGAAGCUGGCCGACGUGGAUAAGGAUGGUUACCUGGACGACGAGGAGUUUGCGUUGGCCAAUCACCUGAUCAAGGUGAAGCUGGAGGGGCAUGAGCUGCCGGGGAAGCUUCCGGAACACCUGGUGCCACCUUCUAAACGCCACCAGGAGAUUGAUAUGGGAGAGUGAUAUGGGACUGGGAGGAAGGGGGAAAACUUCAAUCUAAUGAGCCAGAGAGACACUGGGGAGGGCUGGG
This is a messenger RNA of Coregonus sp. 'balchen', 9499 nucleotides long. The record is from the annotation of a GenBank genome assembly. NCBI's taxonomy places the organism in Eukaryota, Metazoa, Chordata, Actinopteri, Salmoniformes, Salmonidae.